GGAAGACACCGCGCGGCCCCGGAAGUGACGCCCCGGCGUGCUGACGCGCGGGCUCGAGCCAAGGCCGAUUCCGCGCCCGCCAUGGCCGACAAAAUGGACAUGUCUCUGGACGACAUCAUUAAGCUGAACCGGAGCCAGCGAGGCGGCCGCGGCGGAGGCCGGGGCCGCGGCAGGGCCGGCUCCCAGGGCGGCCGCGGCGGCGGGGCGCAGGCCGCCGCGCGAGUGAACCGAGGCGGCGGGCCCAUCCGGGGGCGCGGGCGCCGACCGGGCGGGGAGGCCGCGCGCCGGCCGGGCCCGGGAGGCGGAGACCCUCCCGGCCUUUGUCUCGGCCGGGCGCCGGGCCUCGUGGCGGCGGGGCCGAGGGGGCGUUGGGCGCGGCCGCGCCGGCGGCGGGAACCCAAACAACUUCCUGACAAGUGGCAACACGACCUUUUCGACAGCGGUUUCGGGGGCGGCGCAGGCGUCGAGACGGGCGGGAAACUGCUGGUGUCAAAUCUGGAUUUUGGAGUAUCGGACGCUGAUAUUCAGGAGCUCUUCGCUGAGUUCGGAACUCUGAAGAAGGCGGCCGUACACUACGAUCGCUCAGGGCGCAGUUUAGGAACAGCUGAUGUGCACUUUGAACGGAAGGCAGACGCCCUGAAGGCGAUGAAGCAGUACAACGGCGUCCCCCUGGAUGGACGCCCCAUGAACAUUCAGCUCGUCACGUCGCAGAUUGACACACAGCGGAGACCCGCACAGAGCGUAAACAGAGGCGGGAUGACCAGAAACCGCGGUUCCGGAGGCUUCGGGGGCGGUGGCGGCACCCGGAGAGGCGCUCGCGGAGGCAGCCGGGGCAGGGGCAGAGGCACCGGCAGGAGUUCGAAGCAGCAGCUCUCCGCCGAGGAGUUGGACGCCCAGCUGGACGCUUAUAACGCCAGAAUGGACACCAGUUAAACAGACCGGCAGAUCCUCGAGCGGAGCAGGACCCGGACGUCCCCUCGGUGCUCCCUGGUGGGAGGGGGGUGGAGGACCGGGGCUGUGCAGCCAAUGACGGAUUUGUUUCUUUUAUGUUUUAAAAUAGGAUUUAAAAACUCAUGUAAAGUUUUUUUUGUUCUUUUUUCUUUUUUUUCUUCUUUUUUUUUCUUUUUUUUUUUUUUUUUAAAUUCUGAAACAGACCUGUUUUGUACCGAGUUAUUUUUGGGAUAAAUUUUACCGGUUGCUGUUGUGGAGAAGGUGGCGUUUUCACCUUUGCCAUAAUAAAAUAGAAACGUGUGUAGAACUGGAA
Messenger RNA from Panthera uncia (snow leopard), 1264 nucleotides. RefSeq names its product Aly/REF export factor (gene ALYREF). Gene Ontology annotation, cellular component: nucleus. Gene Ontology annotation, biological process: mRNA export from nucleus. The coding region runs from base 82 to 933 and encodes 283 amino acids. The record is from RefSeq and is a predicted model, not a curated record. NCBI's taxonomy places the organism in Eukaryota, Metazoa, Chordata, Mammalia, Carnivora, Felidae. The transcript is spliced from 7 exons. Gene Ontology annotation, molecular function: mRNA binding.